This is a messenger RNA of Stylonychia lemnae, 1479 nucleotides long. The record is from the annotation of a GenBank genome assembly. NCBI's taxonomy places the organism in Eukaryota, Ciliophora, Spirotrichea, Sporadotrichida, Oxytrichidae.
AUGAAAAGCAAAUUCAAUAAAACUUCAAGUACAUUUUUAAAUUCAGACAGUCAUAAUCACGAAAGUAAAGCUCAUUUAUUAGAGCUAAAUAUGAACGGCAAACAAAGGAUAGAUGUUAAAGUUAUCUUAAAGAUAAUAGAAAAAGACAUGGAGAGAAAAAUGUCUCCAAAACAAAAGCUUAAGCUAAAACUUCACAAGGACAUUACCAAUGCCUUAAUGGGAAAUGAAAGCAGAGGAAUAAUGCCUUUUCAGUAAUAGGAUUAACUGAAAUAGUUGUAAGGUCAUAAUAAGACAUAAAAGUUGUUCUUUCAGCAUAGAUUGUCUCAUUAACAAAGCUAAAAAUAGCUUGAAAAUCAUGAUCCUUUCAGAAUAAAAGUCCUAGAAGUUGAUGAUAUACAGCAGAGUGAACUAUAAAAGCAUAAUUAAAAAAUUAUGAAUAGAGCGAAGAGUUCAGCUCUUCUAUCUGAUAAGUCUUCAUCUAAAGUCAGUGCCGCCAAGAUUAAUUCAUUUCUAAUGCUGCAGUAAAAGAUAUCUGAUAUCUAGUAAGCUCAAAAAAAGAUGAGAGAAAGUGUGAAAUUAGAAAUCAAUAAAAGAGAACUUACAAAUCCUAUAGGCUAUGUCUAAAAGAGAAUCUCAAAUUUCAUUCGCAAUGAUGAUCCAGAGGAUAAAUAAAACAAACAUGAGAUAGAGGUCAAAAGACUACAACAGCAGCCCAUCAAUGAACCAAAAACUGGGAAGUUCACUCUUCUGCCUUUUCAUUAAAGUGAUCAGGCUGAGUUUAGACAUGUCAACAUGCUUUUUUCUAAAAAGGAAGAAGAUCAUAUUAAAUCUAUGAAGAACUAUUAGAACUAAUUACAAGGUGGUAUUGCUGAAGUAAGGAGAGCUAAGCACUAACUUAUUGAUAAAAAGAACUUUGACUAUAAUAAGUAUCAUGUAAUAAGUCCUUUCAAUAGGACAAGAAACUCAAAUGAGUUAAGCCUUAGUAGAAAUUAUUCAUGCAUGAUUCCACAGACUUAGCUGGAUACAAAUAAUACCUUAAAAGAUAAGGAAUAGAUUGAUAAAAUUCUUAAGGGGUGUAACAGAUAUCACAAUCAACUUGCCUCCUUCUGUAAGUUUUAAGGUAAAAAGAUUCAGAGGAGAUUUGAAACAUUAGAGGAAAAUCACUCUUCCAUCUUGAGAUAGAUUGAUGUUGCUAGGGAUCUGCUUUUUAUGGAUUUAUGCAAGAGGAAUAAGAUCAGACAGAAAUUUAGAGAUUUAGUUAAUUCAAGUUUACAAGAAGAUUGGUAGAAAUUAGGAGAGGAUUUAUAAGAAAGAUAUGAAAAUGAGCUAUUGAAAAAGCAUUGUAAAAAGUUUUCAGAGAAGUAGUUAUCUAAUAGAUAACUUAGAGAUGAGUUGUUGUAACAAAUACAAGUCAAAGAGCUUGAGAUGCAAAAGAAACAAGAUGAGAGUCUCGCUGAAAAUGACUCCUUUAUGAUUUGA